This is a messenger RNA of Lates calcarifer (barramundi perch), 4141 nucleotides long. RefSeq names its product serine palmitoyltransferase, long chain base subunit 2b (gene sptlc2b). The record is from RefSeq and is a predicted model, not a curated record. Gene Ontology annotation, cellular component: serine palmitoyltransferase complex. Lineage: Eukaryota; Metazoa; Chordata; Actinopteri; Centropomidae. Gene Ontology annotation, molecular function: pyridoxal phosphate binding; serine C-palmitoyltransferase activity. Gene Ontology annotation, biological process: sphingosine biosynthetic process; ceramide biosynthetic process.
UCGUGUGGCUGCAGCGUAGAGUGGGCGUUUAAUCUGUCUUCCCGAGCUCAUACAUGACUUCACCAUUAACGUUACACAAGUUGUGAAAUUUCUAGUCACAGCCGGCUAAGGAAAAUGACGGAGAGCUCCGCCAACAAGCUGCUUAACGGAGACGCCUGUCACCGGACCUCAAAUGGCAAAAAAUCGAGCAAAAAUGGCUUCGUGAAGAACCACUGCCUGUUUCAACAGCCACAGAAGUAUCGCCGCCCCAGGGAGAGGAACCAAAAUGUCACACACAACUCCAGCCUGUACAAGAAGCCCUUCGUGGAGUCGUUUGAGGAGACUCCUCUCCUGGUGGCCGUGCUCACCUACAUGGGCUAUGGCAUCCUCACCAUCUUUGGCUACCUCCGAGACUUCCUCCGCCACUGGAACAUCGAGAAGUGCCACGUGGCUCGGGAGAGAGAGGAGCAGAAGGAUUUUGUCCCACUCUACCAGGACUUUGAGAACUUUUAUACCAGGAACUUAUAUAUGAGGAUCCGAGACAACUGGAACCGACCCAUCUGCAGCGUCCCUGGUGCCAAGAUGGACCUUGUGGAGAGAGUUUCCCACGACUACAAUUGGACCUUUGAGCACACGGGUAAAGUGGUGAAGGAUGUCAUUAAUAUGGGCUCAUACAACUACCUCGGCUUUGCUGAGAACAGUGGGGCUUGUGCUGAUGCUGCUCUUGAAGCCACACAAAAGUACGGCGUUGGAGUGGCCAGCACCCGCUGUGAGAUAGGGAACCUGGACAUCCACGAGGAGCUGGAACAGUUGGUUGCCAGGUUCCUGGGUGUUGAGUCAUCCAUGGCUUUUGGCAUGGGCUUUGCAACCAACUCCAUGAACAUUCCUGCUCUCACUGGGAAGGGUUGUCUUAUCCUGAGUGACGAGCUGAAUCAUGCAUCGCUGGUGCUGGGAGCCCGCCUGUCCGGGUCUACAAUUCGGGUCUUCAAACACAACAACAUGCAAAGUCUGGAGAAACUGCUGAGAGAUGCUAUUGUACAUGGGCAGCCGAGAACCCACCGACCCUGGAAAAAAAUCCUCAUUGUGGUGGAGGGCAUAUACAGUAUGGAGGGGUCCAUAGUGCGUCUGCCAGAGGUCAUCGCGCUGAAGAAGCGCUACAAGGCCUAUCUGUACCUUGAUGAGGCCCACAGUAUCGGGGCCCUGGGGCCUAAUGGUAGGGGAGUAGUGGACUACUUUGGCCUGGAUCCCAAAGAUGUGGACAUCAUGAUGGGAACAUUCACCAAGAGCUUCGGUGCUGCGGGGGGAUACAUUGGAGGCAAAAAGGAACUGAUUGACUAUCUGCGACGCCACUCUCACAGUGCACUGUAUGCCACCUCCAUGUCCCCUCCUGUGGCCCAGCAGAUAAUCACUUCUAUGAAGAUCAUCAUGGGAGAGGACGGGACCGCACUGGGUGCUGAUCGCCUCAGACAGCUAUCAGAGAACACUACCUACUUCCGCAGGAAACUCCGUGACAUGGGCUUCAUUAUCUAUGGCAACGACGACUCGCCUGUUGUACCAAUGAUGCUCUACAUGCCUGCCAAAAUCGGGGCAUUUGGUCGGGAGAUGUUGAAGAGGAACAUCGGCACGGUGGUGGUCGGCUUCCCGGCGACACCCAUCAUCGAGUCGAGGGCACGUUUCUGCAUUUCAGCUGCUCAUACCAGAGAGAUGCUUGACACUGCAUUGGAAGCCAUCAGUGAAGUGGGGGACCUGCUGCAGCUGAAGUACUCCAGACGUGAACCAUCACUUCCCUCUCUGGGGUGGAUGUCUGAGGAGAGCCUGCUGCAGGACUGAGCCACAUCAUCCUCUCCCUGUCAUAUCCAGCCCUCCUCCCAAUUCACUUUCCCUCCCUCACAUUACCUUUUCUUGUCCAAUAUCCCUCAUUUUCCUCUGAGCCAGUCGCUCCACCCAGACGUCUCAAUAUCUCUUCACAUCAGACUCCAGAGGACGCACCAGAACCAAAGUCUUCACCCUGGUCCAUCCCAUUUUAAAACCUGCACACUAGCAUCGCUCAUCAGCCUGUGUGCAGUCUGUGACCUGUCCAGUUUCUUCACCCCUAACAGGGGAGGACCAAAUUCACCCACAUCUUUCUGUGUCUGUUGUUACAACAAUGCGUUCAGAGCCUUUCAGUUUGUCCUAACUUAUUGUGACUCCAUCGGUCUAACGUCAAGUCUUAUUCUUGUGUGCACAUUGAAUGUGUAUUUUAUUUGUGCAAUAAUAACAACAACGUGGAGUUUCUUUGUCAAACAACCUAGAGCAAAGUAGAGUGAUUUUUGCCAUGAGUUCCUACUUGUGCACUUGGAGAAAAAGAAAUCUGAUCAUAGCCUUUGCUGUGAUGCACUCAAGAGGAAAAAAUUAUAUAUGUAAAUAUUAUUUAUCCCGAAGUUGGUAAAAACUGCCUUAGGGUAGCAUCCCAAACCUCAAAGAGAGAUAGAUUAUUUCACAGGAGUAACAUAAGCAUGUGUUCUCCAUAUGUAUUUAUCUGAUGGCUUUUUUCCUAAUCACUUUUACUUGAAUAGAGAGUACAGAAUAUCGGGUUCUUUCCCCCACCAAAGGAUAUAUAUAUGUAUAGAUAUAUUUUCUACCUUUUUCUUUUAAAAUGCAAAGCAGAUGUUCCAAAAGAAAACAUUUAACAGGGGAAGAAUCCCAGGGAGCAAGACUAAGGAUUAUUUUUUACUGCUUAUUUUCUAGAAAUAUUUUCCAGCCUUAUUUACUGUUUACACCUGCACUCAAAAACUUGAGCCCAGUGUCUUUAACAUUUCUAUAAGCUAAUGAGCUACAUGUGUUCUUCUCCGUUCAGUCAUUCUCACUCAAGUGCUUUCAUGCGAAUCAGCGUAGACACCCAUUUCUGAGCACGAUGACACGCUGUAACUUAGAUCUGUAUGUAUGACGAUGUUCACGCUUAUCUGAUAUACAGACUGCUUUAUUUAUUUAAAAUGUCUUUGUCAUCCUUCAGCUAUCUUUUAUUUUUGUGAGAAAUGUACCUAUUACCUGAAAGGCAGCUCCAAAUGUGUCCCAGUGGAAGGUGUGUAUUUUAACUGACUACUUACACGUCUUACACGUCUUAACUUCAGUGCAGCACUACUGACAGGCAUUAUAAAUGCACAGAUGACGUAGUCACUGAAAACUGCAAGAUUUGUUGAGGUAUGCUUCAAAUGUAACCGUUUUUUCUCAUAAUUUAUCAUCUUCUGGAAUGACAUUCCAUAUCAAAUUGCUUUCAUUGUCAAGUGUUUUGUGUUAUUGUUGUUGUCUGACUUUUCUGUGUGAGGUCACCCCCAAACACGGCACACAUGCCACUGUCAAACAUCCUGUUAAUGUGUGUGUUCAUGUUCUGUCACUUUAUUGAUGUGAAUCGGAGGGUGCAUCAGUGUAGCCAGUCUGAAAGCUGGCGAUUGCCUGGCAAUGUGACCAUUCCUACACAUGUUCAUCAAAGUGAUUUAGACUAAACACAAAUUUAGAGAUGCUUUUGUUGAUGUUUAUGGCAUUUUAGCACAGCAUGCCAGGAUUUUGGGGUCUCUUAACUGUAAAUCCUUUAGACAUUAGGUGCAUUUUUGUGUGAGUCAUUCCAAUAUUGUUUUUUUUUUUUUUUUUCCACAGAAAAUGGCUUGAAUAACGACUCAGUGAUGCAUUUGCUUUUAAUAAAUAUAAUAUAAAAGGUGGAACACAUGACUAUGAUCUGGAAUUGCACUCUUCAUAAAUGUGCUCUGACAUAAAGAAUUUCUUCUUGUCAGAGUUUCCUCUCAAGCUGUCUGCAGCACCCAUGCAGUAUGUUAAGUCUCUACGUUUUUGUCUAUGGAGGCAAAAAUGUAAUUGCAAACAGCAACGUGACUGUUUGUCUCAGCCAGGUUUCCCUCUCUGAAACUAAGGAAUUAAAGUCCAGAGAGAUUAUUCAUACGCAAAGUUGCUCGCAGCUCUUUGAUGUAAUCUGACAUUUCCCAGCCUACCUACCGCAAAUACCUGAAAACUGACCUGCAGUGGCCAUUGGAAACCUAUCAGUUGCUUUUGCCCUUGGAGUUGUAUUUGGGUUGAAGAUAAACCACUUAGAGGAGUUUGUAAAGCCAUGAUGUUUGUUGACCAUGCUGUUGAAAACAGUGCUGCAAAGAUUAAAUCACUUUCUUAGUAUCAA